This is a messenger RNA of Abrus precatorius (Indian licorice), 1261 nucleotides long. Its product is annotated as transcription factor MYB46-like. The record is from RefSeq and is a predicted model, not a curated record. The coding region runs from base 31 to 1014 and encodes 327 amino acids. NCBI's taxonomy places the organism in Eukaryota, Viridiplantae, Streptophyta, Magnoliopsida, Fabales, Fabaceae. The transcript is spliced from 2 exons.
UGCCCUGGAGAGGAAUAUUGAGGGUGAACAAUGAGGAAGCCAGAGUUGUGCAGUACUAAAAACAACAACAAUAGCAAACUUAGAAAGGGAUUGUGGUCACCAGAAGAAGAUGACAAGCUCAUGAACUACAUGCUAAACAAUGGACAAGGUUGUUGGAGCGAUGUGGCAAGAAAUGCUGGCUUGCAAAGGUGUGGCAAAAGCUGUCGGCUUCGAUGGAUCAAUUACUUGAGGCCUGAUCUUAAAAGAGGUGCAUUCUCACCCCAAGAAGAGGAACUCAUCAUCCAUUUGCAUUCCCUUCUUGGCAACAGAUGGUCUCAAAUAGCAGCGCGCUUGCCUGGGCGAACUGACAAUGAAAUAAAAAACUUUUGGAAUUCAACGAUAAAGAAAAGACUUAAGAACAUGUCGUCCACAACCACAACCUCAACCUCCCCAAAUGCAAGCGAGUCCUCGUCAGAGCCUAGUAAAGACCUCAACAUGGGAGGGUUUAUUUCCACACAACAUCAUCAUGAUCAUCAUGCAAGCUUUGUGCCCAUGUUUGGUUCAUCUCCAUCUUCAAUGCCAACCACAGUUCUCGAUUCCGUGAUUGAUAGGUUGCCUGUGCUGGAGUAUGGACUUAACAUGCCAGCUUCUGGAGGGUACUUCAAGGGCACAGGGAGCUUUUCACAAAGUGGAGUUGACAAUAAAGGUUCUUUUUUAGAAAAUGGAGUUUUUGGGAGUGUAAAUAUUGGAGUAGAAGGGGAUAUGUUUGUUCCUCCCCUUGAGAAUGUUAGCACCUCUAUUAAUCAUAACCAGAGAGUAAUUGAGAGCACGUGCAAGAGAGAAACUAACGAUUGUUACUUUGAUGACAUAAAUAGUAUGCUUAAUAACUGCAACAUUAACAACAAUAAUAAAGGAGCUGAAAAUAAGGCUGGGAUGGAGAGUUUGUUUCAAGAAGAGUUAACCAUGGGAGAGUGGGACUUUGAGGAGUUGAUGAAAGAUGCUACCUCCUUUCCGUUUCUUGAUUUUUCAUUCUGAUUGAUCCUAUAAUUGUUAAAUUCUCCACAGAGCCUAUGCGAAUCUUGCACAUCUGGUGGAUCUCCACAGAGCCUUGUACAAUAUAUAUUGGUAUUUUUGCCGUUAUACCAAGGAACAAGUUCACAAAUUAACAAGCAGGUAGGUCUCAAAAUAAAAAGUCCCAACAUAUAUUCCUGGGUUCGAGAUCUUGUAAUUAGUCUUGCAGGUUAAUUUGUGUAUUAUCAAAUUUUUAGAUCAUCUCUCCUUA